This is a messenger RNA of Drosophila arizonae, 504 nucleotides long. It is a transcript of the gene Polr2J, whose product is annotated as DNA-directed RNA polymerase II subunit RPB11. Gene Ontology annotation, biological process: transcription by RNA polymerase II. Gene Ontology annotation, molecular function: protein dimerization activity; DNA binding. The record is from RefSeq and is a predicted model, not a curated record. Gene Ontology annotation, cellular component: RNA polymerase II, core complex. Lineage: Eukaryota; Metazoa; Arthropoda; Insecta; Diptera; Drosophilidae.
GUGUACGACUGAUUUUGUUUUCUAAACAAUUUUUAUUUGAAUUGCAUUUGCUUAUAAAUAAAAUACAAAAUGAAUGCCCCACCCACAUUUGAAUCGUUUCUGCUCUACGAAGGCGAGAAAAAGUAAAAUUAUCAAGGAACUGGACACGAAGGUGACAAAUGCCGCUAUUUUCACCAUAAACAAGGAGGAUCACACGCUGGGCAACAUGAUUCGCAACCAACUGUUGAAGGACCCAAACGUGCUCUUUGCCGGCUAUAAGGUGCCCCAUCCGCUGGAGCACAAGUUCGUCAUUCGGAUACAGACGACGGCGGAUUAUUCACCACAGGAGGCAUUCAUGAAUGCCAUAACGGACCUGCUUGCAGAAUUGUCGCUCUUUGAGGAGCGAUUUAAAGAUGCCAUCAAAGAGAAGAAAGAAGGCGGCGACUAGUUUUAGUUUACUCAUUUAUUAUUACAAAACACUUGCGAAACAAUAGAAGUAAAUUUUCACUAUUUGUAUAAAUAAAU